GCACUGGCAUGAUUUAAAGGUCUUUCUUUUCCUUACAUUUUCUCUAUAUAUGGUGCAGAGCUGAGAGGGAGGAAUUCUAGUGGAGGUUGCAAAACCAAGAUUACAUUUUCCAGGAGAUAUGAAGUGAAUUUCCAAGCAAAGAUGAAAUCUUUCAGUGGAUUGGGGAUUGUUUUAAGUUUAGUUUUUGGUUGUCUUGUAUUGGCUCUUGUUGCAGAGCUUUACUAUUUGCUUUGGUGGAAGAAGAGAUUUGCUAACUCUGAGGUUGAGUACGAUUACAGCAGCCACGCACAGGAGCUUGUUCAACUCUUCUGCUGGAAGAAACCAUCAGCUUCUUUACAUGCAUCCACCAUCACCAACAGCAACCAAGAUACCAAUGGUGUGGAGCCAGACAUCGAACUUGGGCCGACCAAGGGUUUGCUGCUAAAGGGUUUUCGAGAAGAGGGUGUUGAAUUGGAGCUGAUGAGGCUCCACAAUCUGGCUGGUCCACCUAGAUUCCUCUUCACCAUCAAAGAGGAAACGAAGGAAGAUUUGGAGUCUGAAGAUAAAGGGUCAAGAAGAAGGAACUUGAAUGAUGUUAUGCUGCCUGUCGACACUCCUUUUCAUAGUCCUUCGUCUUCUCCACCAUUGAAGUCACCUUUGGGUUCUUAUUAUCAGCCUCAAGGAUUCAAUCCUCUCUUUGAAUCUUCGACCGAUGCCGAGUUAAACAAGCUGAGAUCUUCACCUCCUCCGAAAUUCAAGUUUUUGAGGGAUGCAGAAGUGAAACUUUUAAGAAGGUUGACGUUAGAAGCUGAGAAAAUGGUACAAAGUAGAAGGGACAAUGCAACAGAAGGGACGAUAGUGGAAGGGUCUUUCCUUAAAUUCAUCGUUGGUAAGAACAGGGAACCUCUCCAGUAUUUACAACAGUAUCCUUCAAAUUCUUCUCGGGUGCUGCCAUUGUCUUCUUCUCCUACAACAUUCAGACCACCAGACAAGAAAGACAGUGUGCAUAAGAUCCCUGUUAGAUGAGUUUUUUUUUCUUUUCAAUUUAUUCUUUUAGGGUGUUGGCUUGGUUAGUUCAAAGUGUUGCCCCGUCUUCCAUGUCCCCUGAGUCUCACUUAAACUACCUUCCCAUCGUCUUCUCUGUAUUUUCACGAGCUAAUGGUAUGUCGAAAUGGUGUACAGCUAA
Messenger RNA from Hibiscus syriacus, 1165 nucleotides. RefSeq lists its product as uncharacterized. The record is from RefSeq and is a predicted model, not a curated record. The transcript is spliced from 2 exons. The coding region runs from base 142 to 1005 and encodes 287 amino acids. NCBI's taxonomy places the organism in Eukaryota, Viridiplantae, Streptophyta, Magnoliopsida, Malvales, Malvaceae.